Messenger RNA from Mugil cephalus (flathead mullet), 1954 nucleotides. RefSeq names its product fatty acid desaturase 6 (gene fads6). Gene Ontology annotation, biological process: lipid metabolic process. Bases 355 to 1434 code for a protein of 359 amino acids. The record is from RefSeq and is a predicted model, not a curated record. The transcript has 6 exons. Gene Ontology annotation, cellular component: membrane. Lineage: Eukaryota; Metazoa; Chordata; Actinopteri; Mugiliformes; Mugilidae. Gene Ontology annotation, molecular function: oxidoreductase activity, acting on paired donors, with oxidation of a pair of donors resulting in the reduction of molecular oxygen to two molecules of water.
GCACCAGUGGGGCGAGGAGGGAGACUCUGAGCUCACUGCAGUACUUUAGCUGUUGUGUGUUUAAGGAGGAUUCUUCGGAUCCAUACACUCGUCGGGUCAAUAAAUUCCACCACUGCUGGGCUGCAGGAGGAGUCAGCUGACCGAGGAGGAGGAGGUGAAAGAAGACAGAGAGAUGAGGAGGAAGUAGGAGAGGAGGGUCCACAAGGCUGUUCAAGCAGCAGGAAAAGGGGGCCGGACUUCUCUGACAAUAUGUUUCUGAGCUGUAAGGACUUUGGUAACUUUGACCCGUGGACUCUGAGCUCAGGCUGCAGCGUUUAGGACAAGCUGCUACUUUAAUCUGAGCCGGUGGAAAGCAUGCAGACUGAAGACGGGAGGAUGUUUGAGAGGAGGAGGACAGGGGAGUCGGGGGUGAAGAACAGCGGGGCAGAGGGGGGGGAGGCUGGGAAGGAGUCGCUGAUGAUGGAGCUGACGAAGCUGGUGCAGAAAACGGUGAAAGAAAGCAGCUGGUGGGAGAGGAGGGGGGUGGACUGUAGUAUCCUGGCUGCAGCGUUCCUCAGUCUGACACCAGCCUUCCUGCUGCUCGGCUCCUCUCAGCUCCUGUGGUUUUCAGCGGGGGGGCUCCUCAUGGGAAUGGCCCACGGCGUCAUCACCUUCAAAGGGACGCACCUGGCCAGUCACGGGGCUCUGACCGAGUCUCAGGCCUGGGGGAAGUUCUGGUCCGUCUUCUUCAUCGAGGUCUGUGGUUCAUUCUCAGCGCGAGCCGGAGUCCAGGGUCACAUCAAGAUGCACCACGCUCACACCAACGUCAUCGGCCUCGGAGACUCCAGCAUCUGGAAGGCUCCUUUCCUGCCUCGCACUGUCUACCUGUUCAUCGCCCCCCUGGCCGUCCCCAUCAUCACACCACUGGUUGCAUUCGCCCAGCUCAGAGGAGACUCCUUGGUCCAGGCGGUGAGGACGGUCCUGAUGGUGACGCUGGGCCUCUACUCUCAGUACUGGCUGCUCAUCAACGUGUCCGGGUUCAGGUCGCCCUGCAGCGCCUUGAUCUGUAUGCUGGUGUGCAGGGCCAUGUUUUCUGUGCCCUACAUCCACGUCAACAUCUUCCAGCACAUUGGUCUUCCAAUGUUUUCACCAACUCAUCGACCCAAGAGGAUUUACCAGAUGACCCACGGCGUCCUGAACCUGCCCCGGAACCCUCUGCUGGACUGGAUGUUCGGACACUCUCUGAUCAACUGCCACGUGGAGCACCACCUCUUCCCCUUCCUGUCGGACAACAUGUGUCUGAAGGUGAAGCCCAUCGUGUCCAAGUAUCUGAGUGAAAAGCAGCUUCCCUACCAGGAGGACGGCUACCUGUCCCGCCUCCAGCUCUUCUUCCACAAAUACCAGGAACUGAUGGUGUUUGCUCCUCCCAUCACAGACCUGGUGGGGAUUCAGUGAUGGAGGGGGGGCAAGAGAAAAACUGUUUAGACCAAAACCUCCGUCCACCGGACUUUGAAUCAAUAAUUAAUAUCAUCAGCUGACACGAACUUUGAUAAAUAUCCAACACUAACAGAUGGUUCAGCACAAACACCAGGACGUGAUUGGUCCCAUUUAACACAAUAAUAAUGAUAAACAAGCUGAAGGCAGUAUUUUAUAAAUGUAUUUUAUUUUUAUUCAGAUUUUGGGUCCAGUGAGUGACUCUCUUCUUAGUAGCAGCAUAAAAAAUACUGAGACCAGACAAUAAGAAAUAAAAACAGCAUAAAUACUAAAGGGAGCUCUGCUAGAGAAAUAGAUUUAAUUUAUUGUAUUUUAUUUUUUAUUCUAUUUAAUCACAUAAAUCUUUGGUUACUUUUGUUUCUUUGAUUAAUUUCUUACCUCUGUAGCUGCAGGACACGAAGACAUGGACGUGUCUUUAAGUGGGUGUGGAAUCUUUUUAUUUUCUUUCUCUGAGAAUAAACGUUAAUUUGAUUUUAAUGUA